Molecule: messenger RNA, 2244 nt
Organism: Clonostachys rhizophaga
Lineage: Eukaryota; Fungi; Ascomycota; Sordariomycetes; Hypocreales; Bionectriaceae
Source: the annotation of a GenBank genome assembly
AUGAUGGAUUCGCCUGGUCAAAUUAGCCUUCUGGCUGUCAUCGCGAUCCUCACGGCAUUCAUAUGGCGCUGGGUCCUUGGAGGUUGCGCACGAUUGAUACCAGAGGACGCGCAUGUGAAUAAGGAGAUACCUAUGAGCAAAAAAUCACCGAAAGAUUGCGACACAUUCCGGGUUGUUGGUGUGCCCGUUGACUGGGAUCUAGAGCAACUAGGGUCCUUCCUCGUAGAGAGGAAGAGCUCCAUCCCGACUAUCAAGUCCCUCGCUCAAGAAAUCGACAACCGCUCCCGGACGGCUACAGUGAUCUUCCAGGACAUCCUGCUUUCCCCGAAAAGUCGCCGGAGGGAGCGGAUAUUAUUGCCCAAGCCUACAGAUGACCAAAUCACCGGCGACCAAUACUUAAUACUUGACAAGGCCUUUCUUGGUAUCACUACGCUCUAUACGCCGCCAACUGAUGCCCACAAAAUCGAUGUUAUUGCAUUAUCAGGUCUUGGCGGCCAUGCUUUCGGGUCGUUCAAAGAGAGAGGCGGGGAUUAUAUAUGGUUGCGCGAUUCUCUCCCCCAUAAUAUCACCUGUGAGGAGACUGGUCAGCCCAUGGCGCGGGUCAUGAUCUAUAGAUAUAAAUCAGGUAUCGCGGAGAGCGAGAACAUACAAAACAUAGAGGAUCUCGCCACCACGUUUCACAGCAGUCUCCAUACGCUAGCAACUGCUCCAUUGAUAAGACCCAUUAUCCUCAUCACCCAUAGCCUGGGCGGUCUAAUCGUAAAACAGUGGCUGAUGGUAAUCGACAACGCUGAUGAGAUGGAGUUAUUCUUCCAGGAUCAACUGGAGGAAGGGUCAUUAAAAACAAACACGGCAGAAACGCACACAGAUUAUGGUCUUGCUCGCUAUAUCCCAGAGUGCAAGCACGGAUCAGUCAUCGUUACAACUAGGAAUAAGAAGACGGGGUCACGGCUAGCCCGAGGAAAGCUUCCAAUUGAGGUCGGCAACAUAAACGACGAUAAAGCACACUCGCUACUAUAUGCAAUCCUAGAGGACGAGGAGAUUUCGGCAGAUGAGACAUCUCUACUCUCCUCCAGGCUUGAACAUUUGCCACUCGCUCUUGUGCAGGCGGCAGCAUUCAUCCAAGAGAACGGAAUUCCUUUGAGUGAAUAUAUCCAGCUCUUAGACGAGAGCGACUCAGCCUUUGUUAACCGUCUAAGUGAACCAUUCGAAACAGUCGGGAGAGAUUCAAAGACACCACAUGCGGUCACGGCAACGUGGAUCAUAUCGUUUAAUCAGAUCCAGCGAAGAAAUCCGCUCGAGAGUGAUAUUCUUUCUUUUAUAAGCUUCUUUCACUGGCAAGCGAUUCCAAGGGAAUUUGUCGAGGACUACUGUAGCCGCAGGCAGCCCAAAGAUGGAGAUCCCACCGCAUCAGCAGCACUUACGAAGGCCCUUGGCACUCUGAAGGCUUUUUGCUUCAUCUCGGAGGAUAAAGGUCGGAACUUGAACAUGCACCGGCUGUUUGAGACCCGCGACAAAUGCCUGAGAUUGCUACCUCAUGCGCAUGCCGUACUAGAACACAAUACAGAAAGUAAGAAGGAUGAAAAGAUCGCAAGGGCCAAACUGUUGCAUUGUAUGGGAGGGUAUUUUAUGCAUCGAGGGCAAUGGGCUACAGCAGAGCAGCAUCAAAUUGAGGCUGCUAAGAUAUUUGAGGAAGAGGAAGGUGAAGGGCAUGCUAGUAUAGGGAAUCUUGCAUUCAUAUAUAGGAAUCAAGGCCGGUGGGAGGAGGCCGAGAAGCUCGAGAUACAGGUGAUAAAGACUCGAAAGACCAAGCUUGGAGCAGACCAUCCCUCUACACUGACGAGUCUGGCCAAUCUUGCAUCAACGUCAUGGAAUCAAGGCCGGUGGGAGGAGGCAGAGAAGCUUGAGGUGCAGGUGGUGGAGACUCUUCAGACGAAGCUUGGAGCAGACCAUCCCGAUACACUGAUGAGUAUGGGCAAUCUAGCAUCAACAUAUUGGAGUCAAGGCCGGUGGGAAGAGGCAGAGAAGCUUGAGGUGCAGGUGAUGGAGACUCGUAAGAUAAAGCUUGGAGCAGACCAUCCCGAUACACUGACGAGCAUAAAUAACUUGGCUCAUACUUGGAACUCUAUGGAUAAGAAAACUGAAGCUAUGGACUUAAUGCAAACGUGCGUUCGCCUCAGGAAGAUGAAAUUAGGAGUGGAUCAUCCACAUACGCGAUCAUCAGUUUUAGCUCUAGAUAGUUGA